GUCUAAUAUUCCACUCAAAAUUGGAAUAUGUGGCAACCUUGGUAACACCGCUAGCAUCCAACAGCUGUCCAACAGCCAACUAACCUCACAAUCUGAGCCUCUAUUAUGUAUCUUUCUAGGCUAUGUAAACUGAAAAUUAUUGAUGUUUUAAACUUAUAUUUGUGUCUCGAAGUUGUUUAGCUAAGUUUUCAAAAUGCCUUACAAGUGCUGCGUUCCUAAUUGUGUCGGUAAUUACGGGAAGGGUCCGAAGGUACACGUAUUUUCGUUUCCAAUGAAUGAAAACUGUCGUAAAAGAUGGCUCAAAGCAAUCCCUAGUGAUUUAGUGGAUACAAAAAACACCCGAAUAUGCAAUUUGCACUUUGCUGAGGACAGCAUCAUUUGGGAAUCCACCUUCCAUGACGAAAAGACAGGAUAUAUCAAGCGGAAGAAGCCGAGAUGAGACAUCGAGGGACAAUGAACAAGAACAACUACUUAAAG
Acanthoscelides obtectus is the source of this 477-nucleotide messenger RNA. The record is from the annotation of a GenBank genome assembly. Lineage: Eukaryota; Metazoa; Arthropoda; Insecta; Coleoptera; Chrysomelidae.